AUGGAUUCUAGUGACUCUUAAGAUGAUUCAUAUUAAAAAGUAUUAAAAUUAUGAAUAAAGGAUUCGUUACUCGAAAUACUUAGAAUUGGAUAAUUCAAAAAACAAAAUGAAAGUAGAUAAUUAUCAAUCGAUUUUUCUAAUCAAGUGUUGAACUUAGGAAUGUUUACAAAACAAAAAUAAACUUAUAUUUAAAAUACAAAUCACACUAAAGAAUUAUAUAUUUCGGUGAUUAAAAGUAUUCUAAUAUAUAAAUUUAAGAGAUCAUAGAUCCAUAAGUUUAUUAUGUAAAAUCAACAUUUUGAGUAAACAGAAAAGAAAUUUAUACAGUCCAAAAAAAAAAACUGUAGGAAUUGAAGAUUAAUAAUUAGAAUAACAAGUUGAAAGAGUUUAUAAUACUGUAAGAAGAAAGAGUUGUAUCUGUUCAUUAUGUGGUCAUUAAGGUGAUUUUGAAAAACGUAUGAACACUUUUAAAGUGAAAACCUAGUAAUAAAUAAAUACUGAAAUACGGUUAUUAAAGUACAAUACAAGAAACCAAUUUAAGCAAUAAACUUUAAUUAGACUACACAAAAUAAAACAAAUAUAAAACUAAAACUGUCACAAUUCCAGUCUUUCAGCUUAAUUAGAUAAUUAAAUAUAGUAUAUUUAAACUCCAACAAUUACACCUACCUUAGUUGACAUUUAAUUAAAAUUCAAGAAGAAAACAACAAUUUAGCCUGUAGUAUUAAAAUAAUACUUACCUACUACAAAAAAUUAUUAUGUGAAAAAAUAUCAUCUUACCUCAAGAACAGGAGCCAAUAAUACUCCAACAUAAAAUACCUUGCCAUCUCUUAAGACUUUAAGUUAAAGUAGAAGAAAUCUGUUUGAUAAUAAAUAUUAUUGA
This is a messenger RNA of Paramecium pentaurelia, 880 nucleotides long. The record is from the annotation of a GenBank genome assembly. NCBI's taxonomy places the organism in Eukaryota, Ciliophora, Oligohymenophorea, Peniculida, Parameciidae.